AUGCGAGUGGAUUCAGCGGAGAUGGAUCUAGAGGGGGCAAGGAGUAAAAUUUUGGACCUGGAAAAGGAAAAUUUAAAAAUGAAAGAUGAAGUGAACUAUAUGAAAUCGCAAAGUAUGAGGAAUAAUCUAAUCUUCGGUAAUAUUGAAGAAGAGCCGGCGGAGAAACCUGCGAGAACUGAGGAAAUUGUGCGCAAAUUCAUGGUAGAUAAACUCAAAAUUGUACAGGACAUAGUUAAUAAUAUAAGGAUUGAGCGUGUGCAUCGUACAGGGAUUACUCCAGUGCCACAAGCACCGGCAACCGGAAAUGGUACCAGGUCUGAACAAAAUAUAAGAAACGGUGUGGCCAGAGAGGAAGAAAUAAAAUCGCGCCGUAUCCUUUGUAAAUUUAGUUUUUUCGGUAAUAGGGAAAUGGUCCGUGGCCAGAGUAAAAACUUGAGAGACACUAACUAUUAUGUGUCGGAACAAUUUCCCUCGGAGAUCAUGGCCAAGAGGAGACAGCUUAUCAAGAGGAUAAAAGAGGAAAAGAAAGCCGGGAAACAUGCAUGGGUAUCAUAUGACACUCUUUACGUGAAUGGGAAACCAGUCAAGGAUGUAUAG
Mercenaria mercenaria is the source of this 597-nucleotide messenger RNA. RefSeq lists its product as uncharacterized. The transcript has a single exon. Bases 1 to 597 code for a protein of 198 amino acids. NCBI's taxonomy places the organism in Eukaryota, Metazoa, Mollusca, Bivalvia, Venerida, Veneridae. The record is from RefSeq and is a predicted model, not a curated record.